Mytilus trossulus (common blue mussel) is the source of this 615-nucleotide messenger RNA. RefSeq lists its product as uncharacterized. NCBI's taxonomy places the organism in Eukaryota, Metazoa, Mollusca, Bivalvia, Mytilida, Mytilidae. The transcript has a single exon. The record is from RefSeq and is a predicted model, not a curated record. The coding region runs from base 1 to 615 and encodes 204 amino acids.
AUGACAGAAGGUGAAAUGACAGAGAGCACUAUGACAAAGGGCGUAAAGACAGACAGCACUAUGACAAAGGGCGUAAAGACAGAAAGAACUAUGACAAAGGGCGUAAAGACAGAAAGAACUAUGACAAAGGACGUUAAGACAGAAAGAACUAUGACAAAGGACUUUAAGAGAGACAGCACUAUGACAAAAGGCGUAAAGACAGACAGCACUAUGACAAAGGACGUUAAGAAAGACAGCACCAUGACAAAAGACGUAAAGAGAGACAGCACUAUGACAAAGGACGUUAAGACAGACAACACUAUGACAAAAGGCGUAAAGGCAGACAGCACUAUGAUAAAGGGCGUAAAGACAGACAGCAGUAUGACAAAGGGCGUAAAGACAGAAAAAACUAUGACAAAGGGCGUAAAGACACAGCACUAUGACAAAGGGCGUAAAGAAAGACAACACUAUGACAAAGGGCGUAAACACAGACAGCACUAUAACAAAAGGCGUAAAGACAGACAGCACUAUGAAAAAGGAUGUCAAGACAGACAACACUAUGACAAAGGACGUAAAGGCAGACAGCACUAUGACAAAGGACGUAAAGACAGACAGCACUAUGACAAAGGACGUUAA